AUGGCAGAACAAAGCAUUAAGUCGCUCUUCAACUCUGCUGAAAGUCAGAGAAAGGCUAUCGAGUCCUCUUGGGACAGCAAUACAGCGGAGUAUCAACAGAACCUCUUCGCCGCCAUCGAAACAUAUUCCGAAUGUCUGAAGGUCGCCGAUCGACUGUCACUCUUCAGUCCAAAUGAGACGCUCGAAGAUCUAGUCUCUGGUGAUCUCCAAUACCUCCUCAUCAACUACCAUCUCGCCGGGUUAAUCCUACGAGUUUCCAGCCAAGACCGCAAAUCUACCCUCCAAACUGCUCGAACUCUUUACGAAAAAUACCUUGGACAGCUGGAUCAAUAUGGAAUACUCAACGAACAAGAUAAGAAGCUGUAUGAUAGGUAUUUAGAAGAGCCUAGUUCCUUUUCUACGAUCGCCACAUCAGAUCCAAAUGCGCGGCGGAAUACCAAAAUUGCAAACUUUAAGCAGGAAAAGGAACUCAAAAAGAAGCUCGAGUUUCUCGCUCAAAACCCAGCCUAUCUUGAAAAUGACGAAGACGCUGUCCGUGAACUCCAACUUACGAAUAUAAAUCUUUGCACUCACUCCACUUUCCAAUCCCUCGAAUCAUUAAAUCUCGAGGUUGAGAUUCUAGCCAUGGCCCCUCCGACUCCGCCUACGGGCCCCGAACAGCUUGAGCGAGAUUACCGCGAACGGAUGGGCAUACGAGGAAAAGAUGCGGACUAUUCCGACAAGCUCGAUCGUCGAAAUGUCUUAUCAUCAGCUAAUAAAGGCCCAAUUCUGAGCUCAGCGGGAAAGCCACUUAGACCUUUCACAUUACUGGAAAGUAGGCAAACGAUUAAGGACGGGGUGUUCAAAGCUGGCCAUAAUCUGCCGACGAUGACUAUCGAUGAGUACUUAGAAGAAGAAAGAGCAAGAGGUGGCAUUAUCGAGGGCGGUGGGGAAGCGAGUGGGAGGUCACCUACACCGGAUGAGGAUAAUUAUGUAAAGGGGGACGAGGAGACUUUGAAGGCUCGAGAGUGGGAUGAAUAUGUCGAGCAGAAUCCGAAGGGCUCUGGAAAUACCUUAAAUAGGGGUUGA
This is a messenger RNA of Glarea lozoyensis ATCC 20868, 1068 nucleotides long. RefSeq lists its product as uncharacterized. NCBI's taxonomy places the organism in Eukaryota, Fungi, Ascomycota, Leotiomycetes, Helotiales, Helotiaceae. Gene Ontology annotation, molecular function: protein phosphatase 2A binding. The transcript is spliced from 4 exons. Bases 1 to 1068 code for a protein of 355 amino acids. The record is from RefSeq and is a predicted model, not a curated record. Gene Ontology annotation, cellular component: cytosol. Gene Ontology annotation, biological process: regulation of signal transduction; regulation of dephosphorylation.